CAUCCUGAUAUUCAAAUGUGUUAUCAAAAUGUUAUGACAAAUUACGUGAAUACUAUGGAAGAGAAGUCUGAGUUCCAACGUAAAGAAGGAUGUCGAUUAAAAGGCAACUCUUGUUGUGCUCUUAAGCAUGCAGUGCGUUCACUUACAAAUCUAGAUGAUUUUGUCAGUGAGCGUAUUGGUGAAGGUUUCUUCUCUGAAGUAUACCGUGUUACUCACCGAAACACUGGAAAAGUAAUGGUACUCAAAAUGAAUAUCAAACAAUCAAAUCGGUUCAAUAUGCUUAAAGAAGUGCAGCUUAUGAACAAGCUUUCACAUCCUAACAUACUUGGAUUUGAAGGUGCUUGUGUAUAUAAAGGACAACUCCAUGCAUUAACUGAGUAUAUCAAUGGUGGAAGUUUGGAACAAUUAAUUGAGUCUGAUAUUGAUCUUUCAUUUAAAGUAAGAAUGAAAAUAAGUCUAGAUAUUGCAAGGGGCAUGAAGUAUCUUCAUUCAAGAGACAUAUUUCAUCGUGAUUUAACUUCAAAAAAUGUUUUAAUUAAAAAAAAUGAAUCAACUGAAGAUCUGACUGCUGUUGUGGCCGAUUUUGGUCUAGCUGCAAAAAUACCAAAGAAAGGACAAAGGUUACAGCAAGUUGGUUCACCUUGGUGGAUGUCACCAGAAUGUGUUAAAGGCAAUGUAUAUAAUGAAAGCAGUGAUGUUUUUAGUUAUGGAAUUGUGUUAUGUGAAAUUAUUGCCAGAGUGAAAGCAGAUCCAGAUAUUUUACCUAGAACCCAAAAUUUUGGUCUGGAUUAUAUAGCUUUUGUUGAGUUAUGUUCAUCUUGUCCUCCACCAACUAUGUUUCUCAAAUUAGCAUUUUCUUGUUGCCAUUUGGAUGCUAAAUCACGUCCAACAUUUAAUGAAAUAGUUCAACAACUAGAAGAAGCAAUUGCUUUCCCACUUACAGUAAAUUCAAAUUUAUCUGGAUCACGGAGAUGUCCAGUUGUUACAACUCGGUCAAAUCCUUGCUCAACAGCGAUGGUGGAAGCACGAAGUGAAGAGUUCCUGCUACAGAAUAAUGGACCUGAAGAAAAUAGUCAUAAAAAAUUGUGUCACAGUAGAUCAUUGUCAGAAGAUGAAGGUAUAUUGGCUUUUCCAGCACAUACGGCUCCAUCAGACAAAGCACGAUGUCAUUUUGUUCAACCUCUACGUUAUGUGGGUGAAAGUAUGUGUCGUCAAGAUCCACAUUAUAAGCCUUGCCCGUCCAAAUCCAAUCCUUUUCAUAAAUUGGAUGCAAAGUUUCAAGGCGUUCAAAAGAUACUUGCUUCAACAAAUGGUUCAGAUUUAUUUUCAUCAUGUUGUGAACUACCAUCACCUGGUUAUGUGGAGCUUGAUAGGCGGUGUUCUUUAAGUGUGUCAAGUGGUGGUACACUUAUUGCGGACUCAUCUAUACCUAAAGGAAAACAUAGAAACAUUGAUAAGUCUUCAAAAAAAUGUCGCUCUACAUCUUUGCCAUCAUCUCCACUAAUGUCUAGAACUAAUGGAAGACGGUGGAUGUCAUUAACAAAUAUUGAUAAUACUGCUAAAACAUUUCCUACUGUAACAGUUGAUUCGUGUUGGACCGAUCUCACAAUUCCUGUCAACUCUGGUGUAGCUAAUCUAAGACGGAGAGGCUCAUGCGAAUCUGGUUUUUACAGUAGUGUUUGUGAUGAUUUUUGUUUACCAGGACUUGAGUGCCAGCAUGCAACUAAUGCUUCAUCAGUGACUUUGUCAUCUGGUUCAGCUACAUCAUCAUUGUUCCUUGACUCCACUGGUGAUGAACACCAUCUUAGACCUGGCGGGUAUUGUUUUCUACACAAUAACACACAUCAUAGUUCAGAUGACCUAUCAACAUGUAAUGAAUGGGAAAACCAUCAAAAGACUAGACAUAUAAGUAAAAUUGUUGAGUAUUUUGAAGAAAAACAGAGUCAACGGGAGACACAACCCUCCAUACGACCAAGGCGUUCAGGUCUUGUAUCUGGAGUUUUACGACGUGCAACAAACACAACUAGUCCAAAUGUAUGUGGCAAACGUAUUUUGGUUUGUGAAGGAGCUGUAAGGUCAAAACUAAAGCUUUUUGAUAGAAAAUAAAAUUUCUAUUCAGGGUGCUACUUACCAUUAAAAUUUUUUUUAUUAUUAUAUUUUUUUUUCAUGAUUGGUUGUUUUCCAAAAUUUGUUUCAUCUAGUCAUAGGUACUACAAAAUGCCAAAACAGUAUAAUGUAUAUUAAAACCAUAGCAAUAAUAUUUAUUUACAAUAGUUGCCAUUUGUUUCUUAUUUUUUGGUAAGCAUGAAGGGGGUUUAAAUGUGUAUAGAAGUUAUAAAUAUAAUUUUUUUGUUGUUUUUUUUUUUAAUAUUUUAUUCAGGGAACUAUUAUACAAUUAGAAAGUUCAACUCAAAAUUAAAAGAACUAUUUUUAUUGUAA
Molecule: messenger RNA, 2439 nt
Organism: Acyrthosiphon pisum (pea aphid)
Lineage: Eukaryota; Metazoa; Arthropoda; Insecta; Hemiptera; Aphididae
Product: putative serine/threonine-protein kinase DDB_G0278665
Exons: 10
Coding region: 16-2106 (696 amino acids)
Biological process (GO): protein phosphorylation; actin cytoskeleton organization
Cellular component (GO): cytoplasm; nucleus
Molecular function (GO): protein serine/threonine kinase activity; ATP binding
Source: RefSeq, a predicted model, not a curated record